UGUACAUACACUAUACAUACAUACAAUGUAAUAAAAAGAUAUCUUUCUGUAAACAAUCUAUGCUUUGUUUACAAGAAGACUAUUUUUUAGUCAUAUUUUUUAUGUUUUAUGAAAUUUAUCACUGUUCAUUAUCUUCACCUUUCAUUUAAAACGUCGAGGGCCUGUUGUUUGACGCAUGCUACAUAUACAUGUAAAUUACAUUAAUAACUCCUGGGACACACGUAUGCCUGUAAUAAAGUCAUUUAGUACUGCAUUGCUCACUGCAAGGGAUACUAAUAUACAUAUGUAUGUAUAAAGUAUAUAUGUUGUGAUAUAUUCAUUUCUGAGAUACUUUUAAGUAUUACAGUAGAUACAUCUAUCAUAUACAAAUUGAUAAUUAGCCAUCCCUUUUUAAAAAUAUUGAUCUCCACAAAUUCUAAACCCUCUGAGAUUUUUUUUUUUUUUUUUUUUUUUUUUUUUUUUUACUUUUCAGAUGUUUCAGUUCGUGCACGAGGUCCACACUAAUCGCCAGAACGUUAUAUCACAGCGCUGCAGUCGAUUUCGCGGGAAUUACACCACACAAUCAUUCCUCGCUAAAUUAAAUUAUAACAUUGGAUUUUACGAUCCCUUCAGGUUUUUGUAUUGUCGAAUACAGAAAGUGGGAUCUACUUUCUUACGGAGAACAAUGAAAAAGCUGUUUGGUGGGGUGGAUUAUCAAGCUUUUCAGGGAGGAAGAAUGAUUCUUAAUCGAUCGAAGGAUUUCAUAGAUUGUCUACCAAAGACGUCCAAAUUUAUGUUUGUUCGUGAGCCAUAUGGCAGGGCACUCUCGGGAUACGUGGAUAAGUUGUUCGCGCCUAAUCCCGUUUAUUGGAAGUCUAUUGGACGCCAUGUUGUGCACGAGAUAAGAGGAUUAAACGCUAGUGAUUUAUCACGGAAAUGUGGUCAUGACGUCACGUUUCCGGAAUUUCUGAAAUAUUUGGUAGUCUCGCAGAAAAAGUCAGAACAUCGUGAUAGACAUUUUUAUCCGAUGUACGAGCACUGUUUCCCGUGUGAUAUCAAAUAUGACUUUAUAGGGAAACUGGAGACGUUCCAAGAUGACGUAUCAACUCUGCUGAACUCCUUUAACUCGACAUUUUCUGUCGAAAUGUCGUUUAACGACUUCGAAUUGGAGUCUGAUUUAACUACUGCUAAGAAUCACGUGGGACUUCUCUACCACUUUAAGAAGAGAACGACGGAAUGUGAGCCAUUUCACAGGUCCCUGCUUCGUUUGUGGCGAGAUCUUCAGAUUAGAGGAGUACUUCCGAUAGAUGUCCAAAUGCCGUUUAGUCCACAGCAGGCUAAGACCGUGUUACAAUCGGAAGUGGUCAGUGAAAUCAACAAGACGAUACACACUACUCAGAAUAGAAAACUAUUAAAGAAACAGAGACAAGAGGCAAAAAUAGAAGCGUUUAGUUUAAUAUCCAAAACUAUGUUGAAAGAGUACAGACACCUUUUCCGUUUGGAUUUCGAACUAUUUGACUAUCCAUCGAAUCCACCUUUUAUUGUGCAUCGGAAUGCGUCUUCUACUAAACAACUGAAAUACUUCAAUAUCCUCGACAGUACUUUAAUAUUAGAUUAACUUUAA
Messenger RNA from Ostrea edulis (European flat oyster), 1603 nucleotides. Its product is annotated as carbohydrate sulfotransferase 8-like. The transcript has a single exon. Gene Ontology annotation, molecular function: sulfotransferase activity. The record is from RefSeq and is a predicted model, not a curated record. Gene Ontology annotation, biological process: carbohydrate biosynthetic process. The coding region runs from base 473 to 1597 and encodes 374 amino acids. Gene Ontology annotation, cellular component: membrane. NCBI's taxonomy places the organism in Eukaryota, Metazoa, Mollusca, Bivalvia, Ostreida, Ostreidae.